Eurytemora carolleeae is the source of this 1906-nucleotide messenger RNA. It is a transcript of the gene nmd, whose product is annotated as ATPase family AAA domain-containing protein 1-B. The coding region runs from base 717 to 1763 and encodes 348 amino acids. The transcript has 4 exons. Gene Ontology annotation, molecular function: ATP hydrolysis activity; ATP binding. The record is from RefSeq and is a predicted model, not a curated record. NCBI's taxonomy places the organism in Eukaryota, Metazoa, Arthropoda, Copepoda, Calanoida, Temoridae. Gene Ontology annotation, cellular component: mitochondrial outer membrane.
AUUCGACAUCGAUUGUAUUUUUCAUUUUUUUUUCUCGGGUUUCUUAAAAUCGAAAUUGACAUACCUUUCUUCGCUCGUUUUAAAGUCAAUAAAAUCCGGGAAAAUGAGCAGAUGUUUCUGUAUGAAACCCUAAAUAAAACCUAUUUCUAUCAUUAUUGUAAGGUGUUCACUGCUUAAAACUUAAUUCGUUGAUUUUGUUAAAAUUACCUUUCAAAUUUUGAAGUCUGUUUUGUUUCAUUAAUUUCUUUUAACAGAUGCAUCUAAUAGAUAUAAAUUAUACCGAUUUGAAUUUAUUUCAAACCUCUUUUCUUUAUCACGAACACUCCCAUUAAGGACGGAAAAAAUCUUAAAAUUUGUAAUUACUGGCAUUACGCCAUCUGAAGCCUAAUUAAUAAGAAAAAGAAUGAAAGGCCUCAUUCCGACAUUAAUGCUUAGAUCCUAUACGUUUACCAGAGCACUUCUAGUUACUAGUCAACUUUUGUCAGGGAUAUAUAUUUUCUGAAAGGGAACAUUUAAAAAAAUUACAGAAAAAAUCUUCCGAUUUCACGAUUCUUUUAUUUUAUUCUCUUUUAAUAGUUAUUUAUUUGAAAUAUAUACCCCUGAUAUUUUCAAAAAUUAUAUCCGGGUCAUUUCUUUUAUUGAUACUCAAACCUUCUCCGUGCCAUAACCAAACCUUGGCUCUGUGCUCCUUGAACCUGUAGGAUAUAUUCAGAAGAAUGGAUGGGGUGACACGAGGAGAGGUUCUGGGUCUGGUUGUCAGACUGGCAGCGGUCACCACGCUCAGCUACUUUACCAUGAAGAUUCUAGUAGAUGCCUUGGAUCCAACAAAGAAGCAGAAAAUUGCGGCCCAGAAACGAGCCCAACAAAUCCUCUCUAGUCUCGGCAUUCCCAGCGAUAUCAAUCUAACAGAAUACGAGUUGUUAAUCGCGAGUCAGCUCGUCGAUCCGUCGACGAUAACUGUCGGUUUCGAAGAUAUCGCCGGUUUAGAGCAGAUCGUUACCGAGCUCCGACAAACUGUGAUUCUACCGAUCCAGAAACGGGAUCUGUUCUGUAGUUCUGCUCUGAUGUCUGCUCCCAAAGGUGUACUGCUCCAUGGUCCGCCAGGAUGUGGGAAAACAAUGAUUGCAAAAGCAACGGCACGUGAGGCUGGUGCCAGAUUUCUGAACCUGGAUAUAUCCUCUCUCACGGAUAAAUGGUACGGAGAAUCACAAAAACUGGCCGGAGCUGUAUUCACCUUGGCAACCAAAAUCCAACCUUGUAUAAUAUUUAUUGACGAAAUCGACAGUUUACUCCGGGUUCGGGACCAGCAUGAUCAUGAAGCAACAGCUAUGAUUAAAGCACAGUUUAUGCAGCUGUGGGACGGAUUAACAACAGACAACAGCUGUACAGUUCUCGUGAUGGGAGCAACCAACCGACCUAAUGAUGUCGAUAAAGCAAUUUUAAGACGUAUGCCUGCAACUUUCCGAGUAGGAUUACCAUCUGCCGAGCAGAGAAGAUCGAUCCUAACCACAGUUCUCAGGAUGGAAGUUAUAUCAGACUGUGUAGACACCUGGAGACUAGCAAAACUAACUGAAGGUUUCUCCGGGUCUGAUCUAAGAGAGCUGUGUCGGUCAGCAGCUGUGUGUCGGGUAUAUCAGCUGAAAGAGGAUCAAGAAAAACUGGAUCCAAUUAAUAUGGAGGAUUUGCUUACUGCACUUGCGAAAAUGCGCGAAUCCAAAAUAGAAUGUGGCGGCAGUAUACCUAGACCCCCAGAUCUAGAUUGAAAUUAAAAUAAAUAUCGUAAUUUGUGAUAAUUGUUAUUUUUUUGCAUAGAAUGUUAUAUAUAUACUGUUUCAGUUUAACUACGUGAAAUUUUAUUGAGUUUUUAGAUUUUUUUCGCUAUGCAAUAAAUUUACAUGCUAAAUUA